Molecule: messenger RNA, 699 nt
Organism: Contarinia nasturtii (swede midge)
Lineage: Eukaryota; Metazoa; Arthropoda; Insecta; Diptera; Cecidomyiidae
Exons: 4
Coding region: 1-699 (232 amino acids)
Source: RefSeq, a predicted model, not a curated record
AUGCGAUCGGAAGCCCAAUUGAAAUUUGAAAUUGAACUCUAUAAAAAAGGUGACGAGAUCAACAAAUUAACAGAAAAAUGUGAAGAUCAACAAAAAAUAAAAGCAGCUUUAGGUUGUCGUAUAGCUGAUUUGGAAGAAUUGGAAAAAUAUUAUAAAAAGCAAAUUGUACUUUUGCAAAAUCAAUUACAUAGAUCUAUGAAUACCACAAACAUCAACGACGUGAAUACAAAAGAAUUGAUUAAUUGUUUAAUGCAUGGAGUUAUGAAAUCAGAAAAAUUUCCUGCAUAUGUACGUGAAGUAGCAAUCAACAUGCACUAUCACAGUCCUCGUGCAUACGAAUUCUUGCGUAAAACUUUCAACAACAAUUUGCCGCAUACAUCAACUUUACGUAGGUGGUAUGCACAUUCUGACCUGAAUACAGGGCCAGGAAUCACUACCAAAACUUUGGAAUUUUUGAAGAAGAAAGGAUACGUCACGUAUGGAUGUGAUGACAAAGACGACCCAUUGAUUGCUAAAGAAGCCAUAGUAUUUGUUGUGAGCGGCCUCAAUGAAAAGUUUCGUAUUCCAGCAGCAUAUCACUUUGUGAAUUCAUUAGAUGCAAUUAAAAAAGCGGCGUUGGUGAAUCUUGUACUUGUAGCACUGACAGAAACAGGCGUUACGAUUGCUAGCCUUACAUUUGACGGUCAUCCAACAAACUAA